Molecule: messenger RNA, 2042 nt
Organism: Pseudoliparis swirei
Lineage: Eukaryota; Metazoa; Chordata; Actinopteri; Perciformes; Liparidae
Gene: katnal2
Product: katanin p60 subunit A-like 2
Exons: 15
Coding region: 60-1559 (499 amino acids)
Molecular function (GO): protein binding; ATP binding; ATP hydrolysis activity
Source: RefSeq, a predicted model, not a curated record
CUACUGAGGGACGUCAGGAAACUGAAGCACAGCCACCUUCUCACUCAGCUUUCAGAAUCAUGAUGGAGCUUUCAUAUCAAUCCAUGAAAGUCGCCCACCAAGCCCGGGAAGCGGAUGAGCUGAGGACUGAGAUGAGGAGGAAGAGUAUCCUCAUCCUCAUAUACCAACACCUACUGGGUCAAGGCUACGUGUCUGCAGCAUUGGCCUUGGACCAGGAGACUAAUGGAGGUGUGAGGAGCUUCGAGGUUUGUGAUAACAUUGAUCUGGAGAUGGUGCUGAUGGACUACGAGAGUUAUCACUACGUCAAAUUCCAGAGAUAUCCCAAACUUAUCAGGAGAAUAGCAGAACCAGGCGAAAAAAGAAACACAAGAAGUGGUGGAGUAAAGAGGAGUCCCUGUUCGGCUGGGAAGCCUCUUCCUAAAAUCAACCAGUCCCCGAGCCCACAGUCUGGAUUUGGAGCCAAGAGGAAUGCUUCAUGUUCCCAUACAAAUGAGAACGUCUCUUCUGGUCCUCUAGAGUCGUCAGAUUUUGGUCUCAACGUUUCUUCCAUCAGAAAUGGACCAGCUGGUGAGGAAGCCAUGAACAGAAAGGAACGGCUUCUGAAGCCCCUCAGUGGCUUCUCUGGAAUGAGCAGUGAGAUGAGCGAACUUACCGCAAUCAUUACCAGGGACAUCUAUUUGCACAGCCCCAACGUGCGGUGGGAGGACAUCAUCGGCCUGGAAGACGCCAAGCGAUUAGUCAAAGAGGCCGUCGUCUAUCCCAUUAAGUACCCCCAGCUGUUUACAGGCAUCUUGUCUCCGUGGAAAGGCUUGUUGCUCUACGGCCCGCCAGGCACAGGUAAGACGCUGUUGGCCAAGGCCGUGGCUACAGAGUGCAAGACGACCUUCUUCAACAUUUCAGCCCCCAGCAUCGUCAGCAAGUGGAGAGGAGACUCCGAGAAGCUGGUCAGGGUUCUGUUUGAGCUGGCCAGGUACCACGCCCCGUCCACCAUCUUCCUGGAUGAGCUGGAGUCGGUGAUGAGCCAGAGAGGAACCAGCAUGGGAGGAGAGCAUGAGGGAAGUCGCAGGAUGAAGACCGAGCUGCUGCUUCAGAUGGACGGACUGGCGAGUUCCGAGGACCUCGUGUUUGUACUGGCUGCCUCCAACCUGCCAUGGGAACUGGACCAAGCCAUGCUGAGGAGGUUAGAGAAGAGGAUUUUAGUAAGCCUGCCCUCCUCGCCAGCUCGCCAAGCCAUGAUCUCUCAUUGGCUGCCUCCUCUCAGCUCCACAGGAGGGGUGGAGCUACGAACUGAGCUGGACUACGAAGCUCUGGCGAAGGAGAUGGAGGGUUACUCUGGUUCUGAUACAAGACUGGUGUGCAAGGAGGCCGCCAUGAGGCCAGUUCGCAAGAUCUUUGAUGCUCUGGAGUCGCAUAAGGAUGGAGACACCGACAUGCCUGCCAUUCAGCUGGAAACUGUGACCACAGCCGACUUCCUGGAAGUCAUCACGCACACCAAACCCUCUGCCAGGACCCUGGUGGACAGAUAUGCAGCCUGGGAGAGAGAGUACGAGUCUGUUUGACAGGCAGACACUUUUUGAGAAAGGACUUGAAUACUGACGCAUAAUCAGCAUAUCUGACCGGGGAAGUUUUGUUUUCUGUACUAACUGUUGUUAGUGGGAGCCAGGGUAAGGUUGUGCUCUUUGUUGGGGCUUUUUUAAAUAACUUAUUUCAAGGUCACACACAUUACAUAAAGAAAAGUUUAACAUAAUUUAAUGAAUUCAAAAUAUGUUCCGUGUUCAUCAGUCAAAAAUGGUGCCACCCCUUAAAAUAUAUAUACCUUGAAUUCAGCAGAAUUUUGAGAAUGAGCUUGAAUUUUUGUCUAUCUUUUGGCAUAGGUGGGGAAAAAAAAGAGACUAAUUUAAAUAGCAAAAACAAGAUAUUUUGAACCAGCGCUACUAAUUAGUAUGCAAUCUGUGAUUGUAUUUGUUAUGAAGUCUAUGCAGACUGUAGUUUUUCUGUACAAUGUUCAUAUACACAAUGAAGGAAUAAACAGAAACAACUGA